Messenger RNA from Desarmillaria tabescens, 938 nucleotides. Its product is annotated as PLAC8 family-domain-containing protein. Bases 252 to 875 code for a protein of 207 amino acids. NCBI's taxonomy places the organism in Eukaryota, Fungi, Basidiomycota, Agaricomycetes, Agaricales, Physalacriaceae. The transcript is spliced from 5 exons. The record is from RefSeq and is a predicted model, not a curated record.
CCAACCAUAAAGGGAAAUAAAACGAUCACAUGCAAGUCUUUCUUUCACUCCACGCGUCUUCUGUCUCAGGUGUCGGAUACGGGCGAAAAGUCCAGGAAUGUGAUUGUAGUUCGUGAUAUUCCUCCUCCGCACAGCCUAGUACUCCUUUUCAUGUCGUUGGAGACAUUCUUACGACACGGUCUCACAUAUCGCUGGAUGUAUAAGAAGACCCGACUUUCUGCUCAAUAUGCAUCAACAUUCACAACAACAUCAUGGCACCUUCUUACAUCACUUACAACGAAACCAACGCUCCGCCUCCGGCGUAUACACCCCACAGUGACGGGGGCGCUCCGAAGCAGGAUCCCUUAGCCAGUAUCGAUAGCCUCCUCGACGGCUUCAGGACCCUGCACCGCGAGCAGAAUCUCCCUCAGAACUCAAAGCUCUACGUCACACGACAACCCGAGCCGAUCAAUCCAAUGGCCGCUCAAGCAUGCGCCUCCCCAUCCGGUAAACGGACCAAAUGGUCCCGUAGUCUGUUCCACAUUUGGGGAGAUCUCCGAAAUUGCGUGUCGGCGUGUUUCUGCCCUUGUGUCGCUUUUGGGCAGAACGCAGAUCGUGUAGACCAUCUUCAAAGGACUAGUAACCCUCACCCCGAUCCGUUUGGCCUUUGUUGCUCCGAUUCUUGCUGCAUGUAUGUCGCGUGUAUACCCUUUUGUGGUGUGGCUUGUGGAAUACAGGCGCAGAAUCGCAGAGCGGUACGGGAACGUUAUGGCAUCGAAGGAAAUAUUGUCACAGAUUGUUUUGCAUCUACGUGUUGCUACCCCUGCCAAUUGACCCAAGAGAGCAGACAAAUAGCCUUGGAAGAGCGGCAGUGGACUGAAAUGUCACACGUUUAAGGACCUUCAAUUGGAUCGGUUGUGCAUGUAGUGUUCUUCUCUUGUGGUUUAUUAUUGCUACGA